Molecule: messenger RNA, 918 nt
Organism: Haemonchus placei
Lineage: Eukaryota; Metazoa; Nematoda; Chromadorea; Rhabditida; Trichostrongylidae
Source: the annotation of a GenBank genome assembly
AUGGGCCCUCACACAGACUUAUUCCUUCUGUCGGAUCUGGUGAGAUUCGAUGCAGUUUUCUAUGUGGCUACGGCGUUUAAAGGAUGUCAUGAGGAUGCGAUCCGCUUCGUUGACACCCCAGCAGAAGGCAUGGUUCCUCAUCGGGUACUCGGAUUGCGCAGCACGAGAGAAAGUCGAGCAGCUCCCUGUGAGAGCUACGACGCCAUAGUCGCCCAUCUCAGGAAGUCGUUCGAAAGACCUCAGCACAGGUACAUGGCGCGGCAAGCUCUGUCUGCUUGUAAGCAACAAACAGCCACUACAGUACAGGAUCCAGCUACCCAGAAGGAGCGCGUCUUGGAGGAGUUUGUCGCACGCCUUCGUCGAGAUAUCAGGUAUUAUGUCAAACUUGAUGGCCCAUCAUCGUUUGAACAGGCCGUUUCAAAGAGGCAGCGCAACGGUGGCUAUUCUCGAGACGCCCAAGGAGGACCUGCUCAACCCUGCUACAACUGUGGAGGUACCGGACGCUUCGCUCGGCAAUGCAUCGCCACGGAACCAGCGCAGCCUACAGCUCGUCGUGAUCAGUCUCACGACCUUUUGGAAGCCCGCGAGCAAAUUCGAGCNCUCUCUGUUUCUCUGCGCGAAAACCAAUCAGCGCUAGAACGAUCGAAAGCGAGAGCACAUGUUCUCAUUAAACGUAACGAAGAAUUAGCUCAAAGUCAAGUUUCUAUUGCCUCUCUCGUAGCACUUUCACUUUGCGGGAGCACUAUGGCUCUCCCGAUGUCCGCGUGGUUCUCCCCGGACACGUUUAUGAGAAUUCCAUCUUCAUACAACUGCUCGUAUAUUAUUCCUCGCCUCGGUGAUACUCCUCGCCCUCUCUCUAUGUAUAUCGCCCAAAUACGAAACGUUACGAAACAUCUGCAUUCCUUUGCAAGAUCAUGA